AUGCGAGUCUCGAGCUACUACCCCCUCAAGGCCUUCCCGCACCGCUAUGCUCAGAUGCUCGACUGCUAUCUCCAUGGCAUGCCGAUCUGCCAGUGUCCGACAAAAUGUGAUGGAUGUCAGCGCGAGCUCGAUCCCUCCGUUGCUGCACAUCAUCUCCAGACCUGCAAACGCCGAUCCUCCAAGCUUCCCACGGCGCAUGACAACCUUACUCGUACGAUUCGGUCGAUGCUGAACGAAGCUGGUCUUCAGAGCGUCAUCGAUACAGUGGGGGAUCCUCGUUCUCGACGGCAGGUACCCUCCCAUCCUCAUGGCCGCAAGAUGAAGGGCGAUAUCCACAUUCCUGGAAUCCGCGAUCGAGGGUCCGAGCAGUACGAGGGCUUGAUGGCGGACGUGACGUUGGUCCACCCUUACAUUGCGCUCGAUGCCUCUGAGGAUGCGGCGUUUGGUCGGCACUUCGUGCCUGAUGACGGACCUGCUGCUGAGGUCUUGGCUCGCAAACGCGCCGCCACCCAUCAGCGCCUCACCAUGCAGCUGACGCUGGAAGCGCUCUUGUCUGGUGCGAGGCGCAUGACGCCCUUGCGGGCGCAAGCACUUCUCGAGCCAGAGGACAGCUCAUCCUCGGACUUUGUCGAGUCGCCCGAGGAGUCUUCGCCGGAGGUCUCCGACUCCGAUGGGGGACACACUUCGAGUGGCCCCGACGAUCGGCGCGGAGCUGGCGAGGCGUCUCCGUCCCUCACUGUGACGUCGGGUGCCUCCGGAGAGCUCGAGGAUGCAGGGUACCGUCGACCGUCGAGAUGGCAAGAGGGAUGA
This is a messenger RNA of Guillardia theta CCMP2712, 810 nucleotides long. RefSeq lists its product as hypothetical. Lineage: Eukaryota; Cryptophyceae; Pyrenomonadales; Geminigeraceae. The record is from RefSeq and is a predicted model, not a curated record. The transcript has 2 exons. The coding region runs from base 1 to 810 and encodes 269 amino acids.